Molecule: messenger RNA, 952 nt
Organism: Tupaia belangeri chinensis (Chinese tree shrew)
Lineage: Eukaryota; Metazoa; Chordata; Mammalia; Scandentia; Tupaiidae
Gene: SMPX
Product: small muscle protein X-linked
Exons: 5
Coding region: 269-529 (86 amino acids)
Cellular component (GO): costamere; muscle tendon junction; M band
Source: RefSeq, a predicted model, not a curated record
AGGUAUGACAGGAAUUCUCUUUAACACUUAGCCUUAAACUGAGUUCCCCUCUAGCCCCGAGCCAGGAGCAGCUCUGAGUACCAGGAGAGGCACAGAGCACUCGAGCUAUUUCAGCCACAUGAAAAGCAUCAGAAUUGAGAUCGCAGCUCAGAGGACACCGGGCAUCCCUUCUACCCUCCAAGGCGCUUUUGUAUUCUUGCACCUGGCUGCCUAGGACUUUCCUUAGGCAGUAAACAAAUACCUAAAGCAGGGAUAAGACUGCGUGAAUAUGUCAAAACAGCCAGUUUCCAAUGUCAGAGCCAUCCAGGCAAAUAUCAAUAUUCCAAUGGGAGCCUUUCGGCCAGGAGCUGGGCAACCCCCCAGAAGAAAAGAAUGUACUCCUGAAAUGGAGGAGGGUGCUCCUCCUACCUCAGAUGAGGAGAAGAAACCGCUUCCAGGAGCAAAGAAACUUCUGGGACCUGCGGUCAACCUAUCGGAGAUCCAGAAUAUUAAAAGUGAACUGAAAUAUGUCCCCAAAGCUGAACAGUAGUUGAAAGAAAAAGGCUUGAUGUGAAGAAUUAAAGAGGAAGAGAAUUAAUUCAAAUGAAUAUAGUCACUAAAAAUUUUAUAUAUUUGUAUGAAGAUUAUGAACCUCUUGAAUGCCUGAGACUCUAACAGAAAUGGUCUGUCUGUGUAUUUCUCUCUUGCUUUUAGCUGGCUGUAUUUCUCACUUUGAGUUAUCUUUGGUUUUGGCCCUUUGCAGAGCAAAUUAGUCCAUGAAUUUACCACCAGAAGGUGUGGCUUGGAGGAGGGAGAUGAUUUGAUGGAGAGAGAUAUAGCAAUGUGCAUAACAAAGAUUUUGAUGGAAAGUUCUAUAAGUUACUUCCCACAGUAUUUUGGUCAAUAUUUGGAAUGUAUUUUAGUUCUUCACCUUUUAAAUGAUGUCAAUAAACUUUUUAUGAGUUCAAACAAA